AAGAACAAGAAGAUUACAGACUUUCAAAAGACUUCCAGCUCCGACCAAUUACAACCCGACGGUGAUUAUUUAUGGCGUCAAGUUCCAGCUCCGGCCAGAUCUCAGUGAUCAACCCUCAAUUCUGUUCACCUCACCCAGUUGAUAUCACUAUAAAACAGAAUCUCUCCACCCGAAGUAAAAACAAAUACGCCGUCACCGGCGUUAAUGGGGAUAUCUUGUUUCAGGUGACAUCUGGGAACUUCUCCGGCCUCCAUGUCCCUCUCUUCCUCCUUGAUCCCGCCGGAAACACCAUCCUCACUCUUCAGCAAAGUAGUAUGAGCAUGCAUUCAAGAUGGGAAGUUUUUAGGGGAGACAGUACAGAAUAUAACAAUCUACUAUUUAUCCUGAAGAGGUCUUCUAUGUUCCAAAUAAAGACUGAAUAUGAUGUUUUCAUGGCUACCAAUCCAGAGGAAAAUAAUUGUUGCGAUUUCAAAAUCUGUAAAAAAGAGAUCUAUGCUGGAAACACUAAAAACAUUGUUAUUGCUCAGGUGAAUAAUUUUCUAUGA
This is a messenger RNA of Impatiens glandulifera, 545 nucleotides long. RefSeq names its product protein LURP-one-related 15-like. Bases 72 to 545 code for a protein of 157 amino acids. The record is from RefSeq and is a predicted model, not a curated record. The transcript is spliced from 2 exons. NCBI's taxonomy places the organism in Eukaryota, Viridiplantae, Streptophyta, Magnoliopsida, Ericales, Balsaminaceae.